AUGACUACCCAGGACGCUUUAGAUCACCAACAUCACCACUUAGGCGGCUCACAAACGCCACAUGACAUCUCAAACUCUGCAAACUCAACUCCAACUAACGUAUCCUCGAAAUCAGCCUUCAUAGAAUUACAGCAGCACGGUUAUGGUCCUUUCAAAGGGGGGUAUCAGCACCCCCAUCAUUUCGGUAGCCCGGGGGGUCAGCAGAAUCCCCAUGAGGCAUCAGGGUUUCCAAGUCCUAGGUCAUUAGGGUAUCCCUUCCCUCCUAUGCACCAAAACACCUAUGGCUAUCAUUUAGGAUCCUAUGCCCCCCAAUGCGCCAGUCCGCCUAAAGAUGAAAAAUGCGGUUUAUCGGACGACCCUGGUUUAAGAGUGAACGGGAAAGGGAAGAAAAUGAGAAAACCAAGGACUAUAUACAGCAGUCUGCAGCUGCAACAAUUGAAUAGGAGGUUCCAACGAACGCAGUACCUCGCCCUGCCAGAGAGGGCAGAGCUUGCUGCCAGUUUAGGCCUAACGCAGACACAGAUUAAACGGUUAAUUGAUAUGGACGCCAGCUUUUAG
Molecule: messenger RNA, 558 nt
Organism: Diatraea saccharalis (sugarcane borer)
Lineage: Eukaryota; Metazoa; Arthropoda; Insecta; Lepidoptera; Crambidae
Source: the annotation of a GenBank genome assembly